Messenger RNA from Clunio marinus, 264 nucleotides. The record is from the annotation of a GenBank genome assembly. NCBI's taxonomy places the organism in Eukaryota, Metazoa, Arthropoda, Insecta, Diptera, Chironomidae.
AUGAGAAACAAAUUAAAAAUACAUCACGAAUUAAUUUCAAGACAGCAAAAUGGAGACAAGGAGAAUGACAGCAGUGAAGGCAAUUUAAUUUUAGAAAAUUUUGAAUUAAUAAUAAUCGGUUGGAAGUCAUGCGGAUUUAGUGAGCUUACAAGUGAUGCAUUGAAGUCACCAAGGACGUACUUUAAAACUCAUCCAUUCAUACUACUUCUUGAAACGUUAUAUCAUCUCAAUGAAAGCCUUAUCCGUUCUUUAAAUCAGCAAUAA